AUGGAUGAGUAGUUUUACUUCAAAAACAAAAAGCUAAGACAAGAGAAGGAAAGCUAUGUCCAAAGCACACAUUACAUUUCCUGUAUGCAACCUUGGUAGUAGGGAGAGUUCAAAUCACUAUUUUAGCUUCACACCUGACAGCCAAAAUCCCUGGACUAAAACCAGUAGCAACUAACUGAAUUAUUACAUGAUUUUGAGUGCUGUUUCGGUAUUUAUUUUACACUAAUAAAGAAUGAAUAGGUUAUUUCAAAUUAACAUUUUUUUUUCCCAUAGGCCUCCAUACAGUUGUAACCUUUUUGGGGUUAUUCAUUUUAUGGUUACAUGCAUUUAAAGCAACCCCUUUGCAGCACAUUAAGAAAUAAACCGACUCUUUAUUUCUGUUUUGUGGUGGUCUUCCUUGGAAAUUAUUUAGAAUUGACAGAAAGAAGCAAAAAAAAUAAGGUUGUGUACAAGGCCAGGCAACAACAAAUAUGGUGGCACUUCUGUGUUAUAUCAGUGAAAGGAAGCACAACAUGAUUAGCAGAGAAAGUCUGUAUUAUUUUCUUCGUACACUGCUCACAUAAAAAGUGAGGUAAAGCUAAAUAAAAGCAGCAGCAAUUUUACCUGCAAGUAUGCAAAUGUCAUGCCGAUCUUGCCAGCUUGCUCGUGAACUUGACUUCAGACUUGAUGCAUUUAUGUAAAUGAGCAUGUUAUUUUCAGUAACAGCAGAAUGAGGCCUGUGUGGUUGUUUCCACAAAAGACAGAGAGGGAGCAGUGAAGAGGAAGAAGGUGUGGGAGCCCCCCACUCAACCCCAUCAUGUAAAUCAUCGCUUGAGGCUUGACUAAUAUCAGGUGCAUCAAUGUUGCCCGAGGGCCCUGCUGUUUGGGCUGAAGCCCCACCCACUGGUGAGACAACACCUCAGAGAGAGGAACUCACCACACAACUAACAUCACCAAAUACAGCACACACAUGCACCAUCACACACACUCACACAUACACUCUGAACUCUUAGCACAUAUUGGAGCAAGCGUCCUGAUACCAACACUGGCUGUGGAUUGUGGAGUGGCUCUCUGCAGGCCUAAUACUCAGGAGAGGACACGGUUGCUACAACCAGAGGAGGAAACGUGCCUAAGAAUCAAGAUGCAGACUGCUCAGGAACGCAAGCCAAAAAGACCCCACUACAUUCCCCGUCCGCCAGGCAAGCCCUUCAAGUACCAGUGUUUCCAGUGUCCUUUCACCUGCAAUGAGAAGUCCCACCUCUUCAACCACAUGAAAUACGACUUGUGUAAAAACUCAAUCUCCCUGAUGUCACAGAAAACCGGGCAAACAGCUCGACAGGUCAAGGCUGUAGCAAAGGGAGUCCCUGUCAAAUCUAAGGACUGUCCAAGCCCCCAGCAAGCAGCUCAGAACAGCAGUCCUGAGAAACAGGGAGUUGAGGAGAACAAAGAUGAGAGCAGAGAAGACACAGAACAUGUAGAUGUUGGGUGUGAGAGUCCAGUCAACAAGGACAGCCAGAAUGUGACAGAACCAAAUACAGUUACAGAGACAGAGAACAAGGAGAGCAAUGAGGCCAAGUCUCUGCCGCGCCCAUCUGCCUUCUCCCCUGUCACACCCAACCGUGACGGAGCAGAUGCCUUCAAGUCAUCUGUGCAGCAGUCGGAGGACUCACAAACUCCUGCUCCUACUUUCAACCAUCCAGGCUUCCCAUGGGGCACAAUGUCAUCUUCCAUUCCCUUAAAACCAUUACCCCCUCCCAUGGUUCCUGAAUACUCUACUUAUCUCCUGCCUGACCGGCCCCUCUAUCCAUCAUACUACCUCCCAGGAAAUCCCCAUGUGAAUGAGCCAAACUCUCCUUCUUUCCGGCCAGAGUUUCUGGAUCCCCAGAGGCCUGUGGUGCCGCAACCCAUUGCAGCACCACACACUUCCCUCUUUCCUCCAUACACAUACAGAUACUGCCACCCUCUUCACCCGCCCCACCCUUUGCAUUAUACCCUGUACAGGCCACAUGAGCUCUCCAUGCCAAUUCCAGGACCCAGAUAUAUUCCUUUGGAUUUGUACGGCCAGACCCUUGGGCCAAAGGAUUAUGACUUAUACACAUAUUCACGCCUCAGACCCAACAGCCUCAACACAUCUACACAAGAGCAGAGCAACCAUGGGCAGAGUGGAGAUAAAGCAACCAGGCUAAGCCCAAAAGCGGGUUGUUCAGCCUUGGGGUCCCCUGACAGACCCAGCCAUGCACACACCAUACAGAGAGACACAGAGGUCCUGCACUACACCAGCACAAAUGAAUCACAAACAACUGCCGAACAAGAACACACAGAUAGCGCCGUGCAACCCAUCAAACAUGACUCAAGACAAGAAAAGUGUGCUGAAAGCUUGCUGCAGUUAAGAACUCUGCAUGUGGAUGGAGGGUCAGCUGAGAGCAGCAGAUAUUCCUCCAUGUCUGUCUCUGAGCCGUGUCCUGAAAUGUCAGAAGAAGAGGAUGAGGACAGCAGAGAAGAUCUGGCUCCCCUAAACCUCUCAACAAGAAAGCGGGAUAAAGAAAAAAGCCCAUCUGACCACGGACUGAGGUGCUUAGACAAUGAAACAUUAAAAGGGGAUGAGUUGCCUCUGAACCUCAGCCUUCGAGCUUCUCACAGCAGCCCUGAGGAUCUCCAGCAGAGGCCCGAUGCUGAGCUACAUGAAGAACCAUGUGACCAGAGGCAGACUGCAGCACUGGCACUCUGUCAGCUAGCCACUGCAAGCUCUGCUGCCUCCGCAUGUGACUUCAGCACUGCAGACGGGCCUUCCAAGGAUUCCACAGAUGCUACAAGUCCUAACUUUCCAGGGAAGACCAAGCACACACCCAAAACUAAGGCAACUGGCAUGAAAAGAGCAAACAGUGGCCAGGCUGAAAACAUCUGCCAUAAACCACACAAGAGAGCAAAAGCACCAGGACGGGUUCUGAGACGGAGGCCUCGUUGAUGCUAACAAAUACACUCUGACUGUUAUAAUAUUUAGUAAUAAGGACAUAAUAUCUCCCACAUUUACGACUGCAAGCCUCAAUGGGAAAGGAUCAACUUAUUGAAAAAUAAUGUUAAAAUGUUAAUUAAGCACUGAAAGAUUUGAUAAUGCUUGCAGGAGCAAAUGUAACGUGUGUAAAAAACUGCCACGAGGUCAAUUGUUUUAAAAAAAAAAAAAAAAAAAAAAUGCAAAGACUUCACACAAGUAUGUAAAGUCACAAGUAUGUAAAUAUUAUUUCACUUUUUCUCACACUUGAUUGGAAAAGGUGAAAAGCAAUAAGUAUUCUUAAUAUUUAAAUCUGGACAUAUUUUGUAAUAUAGAAAGUUGACAAUGGAUUGACUCUGUAAAUGUAAAAAAUUUGAAUAAAGAAGAAACAAAAACUGA
Messenger RNA from Seriola aureovittata, 3367 nucleotides. It is a transcript of the gene znf750, whose product is annotated as zinc finger protein 750. The record is from RefSeq and is a predicted model, not a curated record. Lineage: Eukaryota; Metazoa; Chordata; Actinopteri; Carangiformes; Carangidae. Gene Ontology annotation, biological process: positive regulation of transcription by RNA polymerase II; epidermis development. Gene Ontology annotation, cellular component: nucleus. The transcript is spliced from 3 exons. Gene Ontology annotation, molecular function: promoter-specific chromatin binding; RNA polymerase II cis-regulatory region sequence-specific DNA binding; DNA-binding transcription activator activity, RNA polymerase II-specific. Bases 950 to 2944 code for a protein of 664 amino acids.